This is a messenger RNA of Yamadazyma jaroonii, 2187 nucleotides long. NCBI's taxonomy places the organism in Eukaryota, Fungi, Ascomycota, Pichiomycetes, Serinales, Debaryomycetaceae. The record is from the annotation of a GenBank genome assembly.
AUGAAUGGGAAUAGUUUCAAUCCUUACGAGGAAUAUAAUGGGCAACCCAAUUUCAUAAGGACGUCUUCGUUGGAUCCCAAUUUCAUAAGGAAUAAUUUAAGUCUUGUUAAUACACCGGUGAAAUUACUAUUCGAACAAGAUCACAUGGAUAUGACUAAAGAUUGGACAGAAGAAGAAAAUACUAAUCAAAGAAGGUUAGUGAAGUUCGAUUUUGCACGUUUAAGUCCUACAGAUUAUUUAGUAAAAUUCAAACCGAUAAAAAAAUCAGAUUUCACUAAUAGUGCAGCAAUAAUAUCAUGUAUUUUCUGGGGAGAAAAAGAAUUACAUAUAGUCACAUCAGUGGAUAUAAUUUUAUUAUUGGAAUAUUUGAUACAGGAUAGUUUCACUAUUGAAGAGAAGAAUAGGGUCAGAAGAAAUUUACAAAGUUUGAAGCCUUAUACUAUUUCAAGAACUAACAAGACAUAUCAAAGAUUUUUCCAAUUAUUAAUGAAUCUAGAAGAUCCAAGACCCCGUAAUAUAGAGAAGGAUAUCAAGGUUUUCAAAUGGUCGGAUUUGUUCAAGGCUUUAAGUAAGGUGAUAUCCAAAUAUACUUCCAAUGAAAACGCUACUUUGAAAGUGGAAAAUAAUUUGACCAAUGCAUCACCUAUUAUGAGCACUUACCAGAGCUCAUCAAGUUCUAAUCCUACUUCAAAUUUGAAUUCUGGUUCCGGAACUAGUUCUGGUAUGUCAGGAUCAUCUGGUAGUAUUGCAGGAAAUCCUAAUGGAGAAAUCAAUUCCUCCAGCUAUUCGAACUUUCAACCAAUUUUCAACAAUGCAUAUAAUUCUCAACCCCAGUAUCAGGGAUUCCAAACUAAUCAAUACAUGGGACCUCCUUAUCAAGCACAGGGUAUUCCUAAUCAAGGAUUCCCUGGUCAAAUGCACCAGCAAAUCAACCCUAUGAAUCAAAUGAAUCCUCAAAUACGUCAAUUCAAUCCUGAACCAGAACCCGGUCGUACCAACAACAUAAUACCAAAUUCCUCCCAAGCUUCCAGUCAGAUGAACAAUCAAUAUUCCUAUACUUCAAGUCCAGUACAAACAUCACCGGCCCUUCCACUUCCUCAUUUACCACCACCUCAAUCCGAUCCUAAUUUACCUUCCAACAACCUCCAAAAGAACAUCACCAACAACAUCCCCAACUUGGAAAAUAAGGAUACCUUUUUACCUUUGGAAAGACUCAAGGUUAUGAAACGUAAGAAUAAUCAACAAAAUGUCAAUAGUAACUUACAACAUAAGCAUAAAGCCUAUUCUAAUGGAAUUACUCCUGAGAUGCCAAGACCAAUCGAAGGAAAUGAAACCGAAUCACCCACAGACCAAAAUGAAGAUAACGAUAAUGACAGAAAUGAUAUUCCGGAACCACGUCACAAAGAUACACAAGGUGACGCAAUGGAAGUUGAUAGUUCUGAUUCCAUUUCAACCACUGGUGAAAGUGGUGAUUUCGGUUCAGCCUAUGCCAUCACAUCUAGUGACGAACAAUCAGGUACAAGGCUGAAAAAUUCUAAUUCUGCUGACGGUGGCUCAGGCGAUGAUGAAGCUAGUAGUAACGGUGUGUCUUCAAUGGCCGCUUCUGGUGGGUCACCAAAGGUUGAACCUACCAAAUUGAGAAGAAACGUCCCAGGCGCCAAUAAUUCUUCAGGUUCGAAUGAAGCUUCGAAUGAAGGUUCAGCUUCGGGUGGUUCUGGUUCUGUAUCUCAUGGGUCAGGUUUGUUCAGUAACAAGAGGUCUGGAAUUGAUUCUGCUGGGACCAACUUGACUAGUGAAGAGAAUUACGACAAUAGUCAACCAAAAACCAUGGAUAAAGAUUCCCUCGAUGGAACAACCAACAUCAACGACUUUACUUCAGAUCAAAGUAAGAGAAUUUUUGGUAAAGCAGGUAACCAAAUUGGUACUGUUCAACAAAUAACGGAACAUCCACAAUAUUAUCAAUAUCCUGAAAAUUCCCAAUUGCAUUACUCACAUCCCAUUGAUGUGAAAUUACCUUCCUUGGAAGAAUAUUUCAAAGCGAAUAAAACCGAAAAUGCCAAUAUUGACAAUGGCAUAAAGUUACCGCCAAUCAAGAUCAAGAGAAAUAGUUUUCCUAGUUUAAAUGUUAAAAAUUUAACUGAAUCUACUAUGAGUCAUCGUAGAAGUUUAGAUGAACUGCAACGAUAG